UAACCGCCAUGAUCGAAAAGGAAAUGGUGGACAUGUGUGAGUUUAUUAGAUCGUUCUCGCACAAUGAGAGCUGCGACGUAUCAACUUUCAUUGCGAAGAUGGAGUCGUUUGAUUCAAUCGCAAAGACGGAUACAAACGAGUCGAUGGCAAAGAAAGAUUCAACAGAUUUGAUUACAGAAGUUGAUUCAAACCAAGAUGUUGAGUCACUUGGAGUAGAUUCAAGGGAUUCGAUUCCUGAGAUCUAUUCAAACAAAAAGUUUGAUGCAGAUUCUGUUCAUCAGCUUAAGGAGUUUGAAAAAGAGGGAAUUGUCGUCGACGUAAAGUGAACGGUAGCUUUGUAUCCCCAUGCAAGAGGACUAUUCUUGGGAUCAAAACUUCAUUUCCAAUGUGUGAGCCAGUAAUUAUAUCUGCCUUAAGCACUCUUUCACCUAUGUGGGUUAGGAUCAUACGGGUACCAUUACAUAAUCCUUUUGUUUGAUUUAUGUUUCGCAGAAGCAUAAUCGGGGCCCCAACUUUGAGAGUGAGUUUAUGGGAAGGCAAUCCUGGAAACUCCAUGGAGUUGAGAUACUCAAUGGCGUAUAGUGUAUCAUUUUGGUUAGAUUGAGUUUCCGAAACCUCAAAGCUAUCGUAACUGUAGUAGUUUUUUGACUCUCCGUCGGUUUGCGAGAUUGUAUACGCAUUGAUUUCAUCGACUGUAUCAUUUCGGGGUGUAAGGAUAGCUUUAUCGGUGUAGG
Molecule: messenger RNA, 734 nt
Organism: Brassica napus (rape)
Lineage: Eukaryota; Viridiplantae; Streptophyta; Magnoliopsida; Brassicales; Brassicaceae
Exons: 2
Coding region: 9-326 (105 amino acids)
Source: RefSeq, a predicted model, not a curated record